Plutella xylostella (diamondback moth) is the source of this 4245-nucleotide messenger RNA. It is a transcript of the gene Cbl, whose product is annotated as E3 ubiquitin-protein ligase CBL. Lineage: Eukaryota; Metazoa; Arthropoda; Insecta; Lepidoptera; Plutellidae. Gene Ontology annotation, biological process: cell surface receptor signaling pathway; negative regulation of epidermal growth factor-activated receptor activity. Gene Ontology annotation, molecular function: SH3 domain binding; receptor tyrosine kinase binding; ubiquitin protein ligase activity. Gene Ontology annotation, cellular component: membrane raft; plasma membrane. The record is from RefSeq and is a predicted model, not a curated record.
UUAAAAAAGCAGCCACGGCCGCUCGCGUCGCGAAUCGGAUGGGAUGUGUCAAAAUUUCAGAAAUCCUCUCAAAUUGAAAUUUUAAUUGCCUCACGCAAAGUAAGAUUUUGUUGUAACUUAAAUGAUGUGCGUUUCCGUAAUAAUGAAAAAACAUUCGCUGGAGUACCUUAUUAUCAAGUGAUGCCAUUGCAAGCGUUCUAAUACCCCGUUAGUGAAGAGAAUUGUUGUUUUCAUUUGUAUGUCAUCGGAGUUCGGUCAAAAAUGGCUGCUCAACGACACAAGUCGCAACAGAAGAACAUUUCCUCGAUAUUUUCCAAGCUCCACGGCGCAUUUAGCGACGCCGUGUGCCCCACGAAGCUAGCGACAGACAAACGGACAUUAGACAAAACGUGGAAACUCAUGGACAAAGUGGUGAAGUUGUGUCAACACCACAAAAUGAAUCUGAAAAACAGUCCCCCGUUCAUCCUCGAUAUUUUACCGGAUACGUACCAGAGACUGCGAGUGAUCUACUCCAAGUAUGAGGACAAUAUGCAGGCGUUAAACAGCAAUGAGCACUUUAAUAUAUUUAUAAUAAAUUUGAUUAAAAAGUGUAAGCAAGCCAUCAAGUUGUUUAAGGAAGGAAAGGAGAAGAUGUUUGAUGAGAACUCACACUAUAGACGGAACCUGACGAAGCUCAGCCUGGUGUUCAGCCACAUGCUCAGCGAGCUGAAAGCGAUGUUCCCGAGCGGGGUGUUCGCCGGCGACCAGUUCCGUAUCACUAAGAGUGAUGCCGCAGAGUUCUGGAGAUCCAAUUUUGGGAACAGCACACUGGUGCCCUGGAAGAUAUUUCGCGAGGAGCUCAAUAGCGUGCACCCCAUCUCCAGCGGGCUCGAGACUAUGGCGCUCAAGACCACGAUAGACUUGACAUGCAACGACUUCAUAUCCAACUUCGAGUUUGACGUUUUCACACGCCUAUUCCAACCGUGGGGCACCCUCCUGCGCAACUGGCAGCUGCUCGCGGUUACCCACCCCGGCUACGUGGCUUUCCUGACUUACGACGAGGUGAAGGCUCGCUUGCACAAGUACAUACACAAGGCUGGGAGCUAUGUGUUCAGAUUAUCGUGCACCCGCCUCGGCCAGUGGGCCAUCGGCUAUGUGACAGCCGACGGGGAGAUCCUGCAGACGAUACCACAGAACAAGAGUUUGGUGCAGGCGCUUUUGGAUGGAUACCGGGAGGGAUUCUACUUGUACCCGGACGGGCGGGAUUCGAACCCUGAUCUCAGCAGCGCGAUCAUCUCGCCCUCCGAGGACCACAUCACCGUCACGCAGGAGCAGUACGAGCUGUACUGCGAGAUGGGCAGCACAUUUCAGCUGUGCAAGAUCUGCGCUGAAAACGACAAGGACAUCCGGAUUGAGCCGUGCGGCCACCUGCUGUGCACGCCCUGCCUCACCGCCUGGCAGAUUGACUCAGAAGGCCAGGGCUGUCCGUUCUGCCGCGCGGAGAUCAAGGGCACGGAGCAGGUCGUAGUCGACGCGUUCGUGCCGCCGCGCGCGCCGACCGACCACAAAUCAACUAAGACUGCAGUGAAACCGGUGUCGUCUAAUUCGUCCGGGUCAUCCGGAUCUUCUGGGUGUAAUGGGUCAAGCUCAACAGACGCGACGUCAAACAGCGCUAACGGCUGGGCUCGGAACACGGCGUUCAACGGACUCACCGACGACAUUGACGACGCAGAGGACUGGGCAGAAUUCAACGCGGCCACUUCAACCAUCGAUUCUCUCCGCCCCGCCGCAGUAAGAUCGCCUCUAGCGUCUCCCAGAGCACCUAGGAGGGUGCCCCCGUCCAAUGAGAAUGCGUACGGGGAACUCCGGGCCCCCCCGUUACCCCCUAGGAAGAGUCUGUCCCCGGGGGAGACCGGGCUGGUUAGUGCCGAGAGCGCGCAUGAUAUUAGGGUGGCUAAACAUGAGCCCCGCCGUAGAUCUCUAGAACCAGAGCCGGACGUCCGGCAUCGACUGACGUCCGUCAUCACCGGGUCCACCGAGACCAUCACCGGCAUCAUCGACACACGACACGAGGUCCCGCCAGACCCUAGAAGCUUCGAGAAGCCCCGUCGAGCCUGCACCCCGCAAACCAACAGCCGGCCCCUCCCCGCGCCCCCGCUCGAGAGAACACCCCCCCUAGACCCCUCAAACCUCACCACGGAGAUACGACAAAUGUCCGUAGAAAACCGACAUUCGCCCCAAGAAAGACUGUCUCAGGAACCGCCUAAUAGAUCACAAGAGACAAGACAGAAUUAUCCGGAAAGAAUAGCGUCAGAACCGCGAAUACCUCAUUUAGAGCCUAGAACUGUCACGCAACCGGAAACGCUACCUCAAGUGGAACACAGACUUGUACAGCCGCCAGAAUCGAGAAUACAACACUCAGAAUCAAGAAUACAGCACUUAGAAUCGAGGACACAACAUUCAGAAUCCAGAAUACAACACUCAGAAUCAAGACCUCAACUACCAGAGCCAAAAAUACAACACUCAGAACCAAGACCUCAACUACCAGAGCCUAGAAUACCACAUACAGAAAGAGCGCAGCAUUCGGAAGCGAGAUUGCAACAUUUAGAAUCAAGAAUACAGCAAUCGGAAGCACGAGUUCAACACUCAGAAUUGAGAGUACAACAGUCAGAAUCUAGAGUACAACACUCAGAAUCUAGAGUACAGCACUCAGAAUCCAGAAUACAACACUCAGAAUCAAGACCUCAACUCCCAGAACCGCGACAUACGGAAAGAUCGGAUCACGCGCAAGCUAGAAUACCGAAUUCAGAGUCUCGAAGUAAUUUUGUAUCUGAACAUAAGCCGAGUCAGCCUCCAAGACAGAGAUCCUUGCCUACCUCAGCUAGUAUAGGUGAUGUUAAACCAACCAAGUCUGUUACGAUGCCAAAGUUUCCUUCGCAAGAUAUAAAAGAUCCUCAGUACGAGAAUGUGGAAGUGGAAAGAAGAGAAGAAUUGGCAGCCGCAGCCAAAAAAUUCAACCCACUGACACACGACAAGCACGGGCGGAAAUACGGCGAAAAUGUCUCGUACGAAAAUAUAAAUUUAGAUUACAUUGCACGUUUAGUGGGCGAGGGCUACCCCAAAGAUAUAGUCGUACGAGCAUUGGGCAUCACACGGAACGAUCUAGAGAUGGCCUGCGAUAUAUUACACGAGUUCGGGGCAAAAGUACCCAGUGGUUGUUAGCAAAAUACAACGCCGAGAAUGUAUUUAAAAAAUGUGUUCUGGGAACUGUAUGUUUUUUAGUCAUUGUUAAAAAUACAGCUGUCAGAACAUGUUGGCAUCUUGCGAUUGUAUUCGAAUCUGAGGAUUGUAUUUAUGCGAGGUGUAUAUCAAUGUUGGGACGGUAUUUGUAAAGCUGCUUGAUUUCUUAUGAAUUAGUAAUAGUCUUCAUAGUUUUAUUGAUAAUAAGGAUAUAAUUAGGCUGGUGUAUGUUAUUGGAUUUUCAAUAAAAGCAGCUAUUUGGUGACGUCUAAACUAAAUGUAAAUAAUAUUAAAAUUUGCCUCGAUAUUGGUAUAAAACUUCAAUAUUUUAUGUCUUGUAAAUUUUUGGAUAAUAUUUUAAAUAAGUUUUGACCCCCUUUAAGAAUUUCGCAAACCAUUUUUGAUGUUUUGAUCAUUGAUAAAUUUUACCUAAAUAAUAAUUGUGUAAGUCGUUUUGCAAUCGCUGUAUAUAUCUAUAGAUUUAGGUAGGACUAGCCAAUAAAUAACGUUGAAAACAGUGUGAUAGUAUUAUAUAGGUCUAUAUAUCAUGCAAUGUUCAAAAAUCUUUUCGAUUUUACGAAAAAUACUACGAUCAGUGAGAUAUAGGACAUAAUAAGUACCGAUUAAGUAUCGCUGUUAUGUAUGAAACCACUAUCUUUAACGUCUUCGUAAUAAGUGCUACUUUUCAACGAAUGCCGAUUUUAUUUUCUUAACUGCAGUUUUAAAUAUUGAGUGACCGCACUACAUAAUAGAACUGUAAACCAGACAUCUAAUUUAUAAUCUCCUAAGGGUGAGGCCCCAUUGGUGCGUUGUGUCGUCGCUGCCAUACAUUUAUAUGACCGUUCCUUUAGGACGUCGCGACGCAACGCAACAAUGGGGCCUUGAGGUAAUAUUUUCUACAUACACAAUGAUUUGUGUUACAUUGAAACCGUUUAUUUACUUAACUAUGGGCCUGAUUCACAAUGUCUGGUUAGUGGCUACCUGUGAGAUAAAAUACAUGCUGUCACUGUCUAAAAAAAUAUUACA